GCCCACGUUUGAUUAUUUUUUUUUAAAAUGGUUUCAAAGUUGACCUUUACCCUAGCUGCAUUCUGCUUAGUUUACGUUUUAGUUGAAAGUUCUUUUAUAAAACCUAACAACGUACCGAGGGUAGGAAGAAGCAAUGAAGCUGAUGGCCCAUUUGAUCAAAGUAUGAUGGGAUACGUUAUUAAAACUAUUCCCAGUAAAAAUAUACCGCGAAUGGGUCGCAGAAAUUACGAUUCGGCGAAUCGUUUUGAUAUUCCAAAAUUAUAUCAAGUUCCUUCCGAAAACUCAGAAUAUUAUGAAGAUGAAAAUAUAUCUAAACUGACUGCAGAACAAGAAGAUUAUUAUGGAAAUCAUUGAAAAAUUAUUCAAGACAAUCUGGUUUGGAAAACGAUGGAUUAAUAUAUUUGUUUCUUUUCUAGUCACUGUUAACUAUAUAAACUUUGAGAAUAAAUAAU
Molecule: messenger RNA, 452 nt
Organism: Vanessa atalanta (red admiral)
Lineage: Eukaryota; Metazoa; Arthropoda; Insecta; Lepidoptera; Nymphalidae
Gene: ETH
Exons: 3
Coding region: 28-354 (108 amino acids)
Source: RefSeq, a predicted model, not a curated record